AUGCACAAGCCCUUUUCCAAGUGCCAGCUGGGCCUUUUAGGAGCCUCCGUCCCCACGGCACACAGUCGGCAGCCUCGGAGCAGCUUGACUUUACCAUAUGUGGAACUUUUUUAUGCUCCACCUGGUUUCCCCGGGGGACCAGUGCCGCUGGGACGCCGGAGGCAGCUAUUCCUGGAGAAGCCGGCCAUCAGGACAGGGUCAGAACGCUGUGUUUUUGGCCGCUUCGUAUUGCGCGGCAUGGUCACUCUCCCGCCUGCACCUGUCCGCGGCACCGUGCCAGAGGUCUUAGUUCAGGGGUCUCCGUGGGGGUUCGUCAAGUUCAAGUUUUGUGCUGGUAUCAUGGUGCUAACCCACCUAGCUCAGAGUAAUUGGGCCAAAGCCGUGGUUCUCUAUGGGUCAGAGGAGGGGCCUGUCAUGGCAGGGCCGCUGGGGGUAAGCAGAGAAACCAUGUCCCAGGAGGAGGCGUACUAA
Molecule: messenger RNA, 471 nt
Organism: Knipowitschia caucasica
Lineage: Eukaryota; Metazoa; Chordata; Actinopteri; Gobiiformes; Gobiidae
Source: the annotation of a GenBank genome assembly